Prunus armeniaca (apricot) is the source of this 990-nucleotide messenger RNA. The record is from the annotation of a GenBank genome assembly. Lineage: Eukaryota; Viridiplantae; Streptophyta; Magnoliopsida; Rosales; Rosaceae.
AUGCUCGGAUUUCUUUGCGCGCGCCGCAAGACUUGGAUCGUCAGCUCCCUCUCGUCCUUCGCUCACGGCUCGGCGGCGGCUCACCAGAGCCGGCUCCUCCAAGCCCAUACCCUUCCCCUUAUUCAUCAGCAAAUCGCUAGCUUCUCCUGCGGUUUUGAGACUCGGCGCCACCACCACUCGAGCGCGUGCCAGCUCGGCUCGGCUUGCGGCACCGGCGCGGCAUCGAUAUGGCACGCCUUGCUCCCUUCGUCCUGCAACCGGAGAUCUCGAGAUCUCCGCCGGCCGGCGAUCCACUACGAGCUUAAGGGAGAGGGGUCGUGGAACGCCGCUUGGGACGCACGCCCAGCUCGCUGGCUCCACCGUCCCGACUCGGCUUGGCUCCUCUUCGGCGUCUGCAACUGCCUAGCCCCGAUCGACUGGGCUGACGACUCUACUCCCGACGGAAACGACGGCGUUUUGAACGAGAAUGCUGAGAGUUUUGAUUCGAAAUGCUCAGCUGCUCCCGAUCAGAAUAACAUUGAUAGCUCCGCUGAUUACAGAGUUACAGGGGUGCCAGCCGAUGGUCGAUGCCUAUUCAGAGCGAUAGCACACGUUGCUUGCUUGAGAAAUGGGGAGGAAGCCCCUGAUGAGAAUCGUCAGAGAGAUCUCGCUGAUGAAUUAAGAGCUCAAGUUGUAGACGAGCUCUUAAAGAGGCGUGAGGAAACAGAAUGGUUCAUCGAAGGUGAUUUUGAUGCAUAUGUGAAGAGACUUCAACAGCCUUAUGUUUGGGGUGGAGAACCUGAGUUGCUGAUGGCUUCUCAUGUUUUAAAGACACCAAUAUCUGUCUUCAUGAUAGAUAGAAGCUCAGCUGGUUUGGUUAACAUAGCAAAUUAUGGUGAAGAGUAUCGGAAAGAAGAGGAGAAACCAAUCAAUGUUCUCUUUCAUGGAUAUGGACACUAUGACAUCUUGGAUUCUUUCUCAGAACAGAGUCUGAAGAAACUAAACAUGUAG